UUGUAUUGUAGCCUGGCGGCUCAUAUUUACAUUUUAAGUGCAUCUGGUGGGUGGGCGCUAGGGGGAAAAAACCCUUUUCUUUAACAGGAAACAAAACAAAAUUAAUUAAGGCCUUUGAAUUCUUUCUUUCUUUUUGUUGCACUCUUCAUCCAAACCAGGCAGAGCAAAAGAAAAAGGGACGCUGGAGGAAAAUCUAGAAGAGGAGAGCUGGAAAAAAUUCCUAACCUGAAUCCGAAAUAAACCGGCAGAGCUACACGGGCAAAAAAUCAAAAUCAAAAACUGCUGGAAAGAGUUGGAGAACAUUAAAGUUUUUUUCUUCUUGAUUUGGAACAACAACAACAAAUCCAACUCCCCGAACAGCCGGCGACAUGCCCCGGAGGAAGGCGGCGGCGGGGCCCGGGUGGGAGGCCAGCUCCGGCAACGGGACGGCCCGCGCGGCCGGCAGGAAGCGGCCGGGCCCCGGGCCGAGGAAGCGGGGCCGGCCCGAGCGCGGGGCCGGCGGCGGCGAGGGCAGCAGCAGCGGCGGCGGCGGCGGCAGCAGCGAUGAGGACGGGCCCCGGGAGCUGCUGCUGGCGGCGGCCGAGCUGGACGGGACCCCCGGCGGCAAGAGGGCGGCCAGGCCCGGGCCGGGCGGCGGCCGAGCGGGAGGCCAGGCCGUGAUCAUCAGCGAGCCCGAGCACAGCAAGGAGCGGAUCAAACUCGAAGGAUCCAAGAGCAAGGGGCAGCUUCUGAUCUUUGGAGCAACCAACUGGGACCUGAUUGGCCGUAAAGAAGUGCCGAAGCAGCAAGUGGCUUACCGUAACCUGGGCCAGAACUUGUGGGGGCCUCACAGGUAUGGGUGUCUCUCAGGGAUUCAGGUACGGACUGUGGUUUCGGGACCAUGUGCAGCUCAUAGUCUGCUCAUCACCACAGAGGGGAAGCUCUGGAGCUGGGGUCGUAACGAGAAAGGGCAGCUGGGGCAUGGAGAUACCAAGCGCGUGGAGGCUCCCAAACUCAUUGAAGUUCUCAGCAGCGAGGUGAUCGCAUCAGCAGCUUGUGGGCGGAACCACACGCUCGCUCUGACAGAGAGUGGCUCUGUAUUUGCAUUUGGAGAGAAUAAGAUGGGACAGCUUGGUCUCGGCAAUCAGACGGAUGCAGUUCCAAGUCCCACUCAGAUAAUGUACAACGGCCAACCUAUUACCAAAAUGGCCUGUGGGGCUGAAUUCAGCAUGAUAAUGGACUGCAAAGGAAACCUCUAUUCCUUUGGGUGCCCUGAAUAUGGACAGCUGGGACACAAUUCCGAUGGGAAGUUCAUCGCCCGUGCUCAGAGGAUAGAGUACGACUGUGAGCUGGUGCCCCGUCGCGUUGCCAUCUUCAUCGAAAAGACAAAAGAUGGGCAGAUCCUUCCUGUCCCUAACGUGGUCGUGCGAGAUGUGGCCUGCGGUGCUAACCACACGCUUGUUUUAGACUCCCAGAAGCGUGUAUUCUCCUGGGGCUUUGGUGGGUACGGCCGGCUGGGCCAUGCCGAGCAGAAGGACGAGAUGGUGCCACGGCUGGUCAAGCUCUUUGACUUCCCGGGCCGUGGGGCGGCUCAGAUCUACGCCGGCUACACCUGCUCCUUUGCUGUCAGCGAAACAGGUGGUCUGUUUUUCUGGGGAGCCACAAACACCUCCCGUGAGUCAACCAUGUACCCCAAAGCAGUGCAGGACCUCUGUGGCUGGAAAAUCCGCAGCUUGGCCUGUGGGAAGAGCAGUAUUAUAGUGGCUGCAGAUGAGAGCACAAUCAGCUGGGGCCCAUCUCCGACCUUCGGUGAACUGGGCUAUGGAGACCAUAAACCCAAGUCCUCUACUGCAGCCCAAGAGGUGAAAACCCUAGAUGGAAUUUAUCCAGAGCAGGUGGCGAUGGGCUAUGCCCAUUCUUUGGUGAUAGCCAGGGACGAAAGCGAAGUGGAGAAAGAGAAGCUAAAGAAGCUGCCCGAAUACAACCCACGCACCCUCUGAUAAGGCCAGGGCCCCGCGCCCCUGCCAUGGCAGCUGUCCUUUCCAAUGUGCACUGGGACCGAAAGAGAUUGCAGACCGGCAUCGAGACCUGACCGAAGCUUUUUGUUAGACUUUCCGAGGUUCAAUUUUAUAAGCGAUUCGCAGUUUUAACUACCUGUUACUGUAUCAUUUCCAAAGUGUUCGGUUCUUUUAAACAUUUGACAUUUGCUCCUGGCUCACGAGCUCCCAUUCCGAUGAAAAUGGCAGGACCUUUUGGCAUAUAAACCCCAAGUACUUUGUUUGGUGAGCAGCGGAACAGCCGCUGACGCGUAAGAAUGGCCACAUGGCUCUUGUUGCAUUGAAUUGAGGAGAAUCCCAGCUGCCACUAAGAGCUUGGGGGAAGAUUUGGAGAGGCACAAAUGGCACGUGAGCACCCAAUUCCCAUUGCCUUUCAAUGGAAGUUUAGAUCCCUAAUAACCCUGUGUGCCUCUGAAAAUCUACCCUGAGAGUCUAUGGGGCCAUCUCUUUGGUGAAGUCAACUGCUGAGAUCUCUCUCCAGAGGCAAAUUUACAUUCUCAUCUCUCUAGUUUUAAUGUGCUGGUCCCUGUUCUGGGUGAGGAGCGCCCCAAGGAGCGGGUAUGCAGCUGUGUAACCCCUUGGUAGUUUAAGCUGCAGGACUCUGGCUGCCACCUAUUUCAUGGCUGUUUCAUAAGCAUUGACCUUUUUGUGCGAUUUUAAAUUGUUUCCAUUCAGAUUAAAAACCUCCAUCGAGACAAAAUCUAGGCCAACGCGUUCAAAUAGCCCCUGGUGCCUCGGUAGACGGGUACCCCAAAAUCUGACACACUUCGGGGCUCGUUUUUCAGCAGAACCGAGCACUCACCGCUCCAGUUGAAAACAGGAUCGGCAGGUGCUCACCCACUCUGAAAAAUGAGGCCCUAGGUGUAUGUCAAGUCGGGCAUCAAAACUUGCGGUCACUUAUGAAAAGGCUGGCACCAAACGGUGCUCCUGAGUGUUCGUUGUAAAUGAGGUUGAUUCCAAGGGUAGUUGUGUUUGUGUGAGGUUUUCAUCGCAAUUUGCCCAGCUGACGUUUUCUUUGAGAGUCUGAAGUCUUCAGAGAUGGGCCUAAAUGAAAACCCAGGAUCCAAACACGGCUGAAUUUGUUGGGGAUGGGAGGGUUCGAUCAGAACGUUGUAGCCCAGGCCUCUCCCUUUGGUCGGUGAGAUAUGGACCUUGAUCAAACCAGUCUUAUUUGCCUGCUUAAUAAAUACUAUAUCUAAGAAGUCCCACUGCAGUCAGUGGGCUGCGCUGAGCGCAUAGCUGAGCAUGUGUGUAAGUCUUUGGAGGAUCAGGGCCUCAGACAGUAGGAGGGUUGGAAUUAGUCAGAAAACAACCCCUCAACACUGACGUUUCAAUAAAUGUCUUUUCCCCUAAAAACUUGCGUUUUUUGACCAGAUCCCUGCAGGCAUUCGCUUGGGGAUCCUUUGUCUUCCUGCCCUUGGUAAUUACUGCCUCCUGCUGACCCACAAACCCUGUCUAUACAGUCACAUCCGAUUCCUCCAAACUGGGUGUUGGAGCAGGUGCUGGGCCAGACUCUGCUGGUGAAAACGGGCAGCACUUCCACCAGCAGGGACUUGGCCCUCGACUUGACUCUUGCGCAGCUGUUGAACCAAAUUGGUUUUACUGGCGGA
This is a messenger RNA of Trachemys scripta elegans, 3646 nucleotides long. It is a transcript of the gene RCC2, whose product is annotated as regulator of chromosome condensation 2. NCBI's taxonomy places the organism in Eukaryota, Metazoa, Chordata, Testudines, Emydidae. The transcript has 14 exons. The coding region runs from base 369 to 1979 and encodes 536 amino acids. The record is from RefSeq and is a predicted model, not a curated record.